CUUGUGUCUAUCAGUCGCCAUGUUUGAAGAUCUUAAAAAAAGUUUGGGUUAAAAAUACUUGCUUUUUUGCCGUCAGAUCGGGAUAAGAAGUUAAUUAAAAGAGCCAAAAUGAUGGAGAAGCGUCGUAAGAUCAGAAUUGCAGAUCUUAAUCCACAUCUGAUCUGUAAGCUGUGUAAAGGCUAUUUAGUCAACCCUGUGACAAUCACUGAAUGCAUUCACACAUUCUGCAAAAGUUGUAUUAUUCGACAUAUAAGCUUAGUGAACAGAUGUCCAACAUGUAACACAGUAAUUCACGAGACCCAACCAUUAUAUAACAUUAG
This is a messenger RNA of Actinia tenebrosa (Australian red waratah sea anemone), 320 nucleotides long. RefSeq lists its product as uncharacterized. The record is from RefSeq and is a predicted model, not a curated record. Lineage: Eukaryota; Metazoa; Cnidaria; Anthozoa; Actiniaria; Actiniidae.